This is a messenger RNA of Synchiropus splendidus (mandarinfish), 1613 nucleotides long. It is a transcript of the gene etv7, whose product is annotated as ETS variant transcription factor 7. Bases 266 to 1327 code for a protein of 353 amino acids. Lineage: Eukaryota; Metazoa; Chordata; Actinopteri; Syngnathiformes; Callionymidae. The record is from RefSeq and is a predicted model, not a curated record. Gene Ontology annotation, molecular function: sequence-specific DNA binding; DNA-binding transcription factor activity, RNA polymerase II-specific. The transcript has 9 exons. Gene Ontology annotation, cellular component: nucleus. Gene Ontology annotation, biological process: regulation of transcription by RNA polymerase II; cell differentiation.
UUCUUUUUGUUCGAUCUCGUUUGACCAUCGAUGCAUUCUGUAAUGUAUUUUCCGGAUGUUUUUUUGUCGUUUCAACUCAACGAUUGUUGUGACAGUUGAUGACGUCAUUGGUGGUGAAUCCACUUUCGCACUUGUCCGUAACUUUCGAUUUCAUUUUCCGGAUGGCUCGAAUGUUGACGCUUUUUAUUCCUCUGCACGUUUGGUAGAGCAAGGUUUUUAUUCUCUCUGAUUUCUUAGACAUAGAGUCUGACUCACCGAAGCCUGAAUGGAGAACGUUCCUCCUUCACCUGAGGUCAAGCUGGAGUGUGAAGACACAGGUUUGAUGAGGAAACCCGAGCCACAGCCGCCGCUGAUCUUACCUGCUCCUCGGGAUGACGUGUGGAAUCUACCAGGACGCUUGAGAAUAAACCCGUCCCUGUGGGACAAGGAGGACGUGGCCCACUGGCUCCACUGGGCUCAGAAAGAAUGUUCCCUGCGUCGCCUUGAGAACGAGAACUUUGAGAUGAACGGCCGAGCCUUGUGUCUGCUCACCAAGGAGGACUUCAGGUGGCGCUGCCCCAGCUCAGGCGAUGUUCUGUACGAGGUCCUGCAGUGUGUGAAGCAGCAGAGGCGGAGUGUCGCGCCUCACCUGUCCAAAGCACCCGCCGCUCCCCAGAGUGCGGCGCUGAGAGUGCAAGAGUUGUCUGCAAAGAGUGGAGUUUGUGUGAUCCAUGUGGGAGGCCCCGCGGUGGAAGCUGCAAAGCGAAGGUCCAGCGAGUCGCCGUCGCCUGUGACAGACAGCGCUCCUUCUCUCCAACACAACAGGGGAGCCUGUGCGUCGUCCCCGAAGAAAGAGCGAUGUCUUGAGGAGUCGGCGAACUCAGACCUGGAGCCAUUAAACCUGUCCAACCGGGAUAAACCUGUGAGUCCGCGAGCUGCCGGCCCACUACCAGCGUGCCGGCUGUUGUGUGACUUUGUGUAUCAGCUGCUGUGCGACCCGCGCUACCAGGACUACAUCCGCUGGGAGAGCCGUGACAGUCACACAUUCAGGGUGGUGGACCCCAAUGGUCUGGCGCGUCUCUGGGGGCGCCAGAAGAACCGGGUCAACAUGACUUACGAGAAGAUGUACCGAUCCAUGCGUCACUACUACAAGCUCAACGUCAUGAGGAAAGUGCUGGGACAGAAGCAUCUCUUCAGGUUCCUCCAUACGCCUCCUGAAAUCAGACGACAUGAGUCUCCUGAUGCAAGUCCUGCAGAGGUUAGCGACGACCAUCAGGAGCCUUCGCCGUGUCCAGCCUCACCCAACACUCCUCCACAAGUGGAGACCAAGAUCGAGGGCACGAGCUGAGCAGGAACAAGAACUCUGUGUGUAGAAGUUAUGAGUUUCUACUUUGCUUUAUGUGCAGUGCUGCGACACAAACACUAAUCAGGAGAAAACAGGGGAGUAAUCUUGCAAAGUUGUCUCAUCGUGUUGUGCUGAUCCGUGUCAUGGUUUGUUGAAUAAAUUCACCCUGGAACUGUUUCCAGUUUGUGGUGAGGAAAGAGCUGAGCCAAGAGACAAAGCUCUCACCUCACCUGCUCUCAUCUGUGGAGGAGAUCUUGGAUCCUCAUGUGGAGUCUUGGAUCCUUUUGAA